This is a messenger RNA of Symbiodinium sp. CCMP2592, 510 nucleotides long. The record is from the annotation of a GenBank genome assembly. Lineage: Eukaryota; Dinophyceae; Suessiales; Symbiodiniaceae.
AUGGCUGCUUUGAUUCCUGAGAAGGUUCAUUUUGAACCAGGUGACGAGGCUAAACGAGUCUCGAAGGAGUUGAGCAGAGAACCGUGGGCAAAAGAUGAUUCAGGUGAAGCAACCGACGAGGAGCCUGAAGAGGAUGAGAAGAAGAGGAAAAAAACGAAAAAGAAGAAGGCCAAAGCUCCCGCUAAAUCCAAGGCUUCAAAGGCUAAGGCCCAGCAGGACCAAAAGACCAAGAAAAAGGAUAAGCAAGCUUCGAAAAAAAAGGAGAACAGCUCGAGCCAAGAACAGGGCGAGGAAACCGAGGCCAUGCAGCGCAUGAAGAGGACGAUGACGGCGGAUUGUGCAUAUGUGCCUGGAUCCUAUAAAGAAGCUCGUUUGAGGUACAUUGCAAAGAAGCGCGAGCGGGGCUUCUCGUGGAAGGAAGCUUGUGAAAAAUGGAACCAGAGCUCUGCGAGGGCUUCGUGGCUCGAGGGCUUGUCGGUGAACGAGCUGAAGCGACGACGGUUCAUUUAG